AUGGCCUCCGUUCAAUCGAAUGUGGACUGGCAGUCGACAAAGAACACCAUCUUAGAAAGAAACCGUCAGAUGUUCAACAAUUCAGACAUGAGUGAUAUCAGCUUUACUUGCGAAGGUUCAGACAAGACAUUCUAUGCACAUAAAUAUGUCUUGGCCACAAGUAGCGCCGUAUUUCAUGCCAUGUUUUACGGCGGCUUAGCUGUGAAAGAUUCGAUUCUUCAUUUGUCUGAUACAAACGAUGAAAGUUUGGAGCAGUUUUUGAGAUUCCUUUAUACCGAGAAAUGUACAUUGACCGCAGACAAUGUUGUUACCACGAGGUAUUUGGCAAAGAAGUACAUAAUUCCUUCGCUCAAUGAGAAAUGUGUUAAUUUUCUGCUAGAAAAUUUAAAUCCUGAAAAUGUGCUGGAUAUUUUGGAGCAAAUGAUUCGCUUUGAUGAGAAAGAAUUAGAAAAACAAUGUUGGGAAAUUAUAGAGUCUAGUACAGGCAAAGUGGUAGCCUCUGAUAGUUUCAAUAACAUUAGUCAAACGACCUUGGCUAAAUUACUGAAGCGAGACAUUCUGAAAAUACCAGAAGUAGAACUGUUUCAAGCUGUUUUAAAAUGGAUUGAUUUCCAAUGCUCGCGUAAGAAUUUGAAGCCAACGGGUGAGAACCGAAGGCCCAUCAUUGGUGAAGCAAUCUAUGAUUUUCGAUUUAUUGGCAUGAGCCAGGCAGAGUUUGUUCAACAUGUUUCUAAAUCUGGUUUGUUAACUUCGGAUGAGUUAGUUCCAAUUUACGAAAAAUUUCUUGGUUUUGAUUCGCCUGCGUUGAAAUGGAACCUACCGAACAGGAAACCAGGAAAUAUCGUCAGGUUUUCCAGAUUCUCUAAAAUAGCAGUGGAAGAAGUUCGGGAGACGUGGAGAUAUGGCCGCACACCAGAUCGCCUUUGUUUUUCUGUUAAUGAAGAGGCGUUCUUGCUUGGCGUUCGUUUGUUUGGAGACAAAGGUAGGAGUAAAUAUCAUGUCACUUUUGAAGUUAAAGAAGCCAAAGUAACCGGAACUUAUAUCUCUGAACGCAAUCAAGACGACAUUCCUGGUUUUGAUGUAAUGUUAAACAAACCCGUUAUCCUGAAGCAGAACGAAGUUGUUACUCUAUCUGCAACAAUAGAAGGGCCUCAAUCGUGCGGCAGUAAAAAUGGCAUUCAAUCAAUUACACUCCAGGAGAUCUCUGUGACAUUUAGUAAUUCUCCGCCCCCGCACAACGGAACUCAAGUAAAUCAAGGACAAUUUCAUAAAAUAAUACUUGAGAUUUAA
Molecule: messenger RNA, 1290 nt
Organism: Paramuricea clavata
Lineage: Eukaryota; Metazoa; Cnidaria; Anthozoa; Malacalcyonacea; Plexauridae
Source: the annotation of a GenBank genome assembly